This is a messenger RNA of Rhododendron vialii, 817 nucleotides long. Its product is annotated as CASP-like protein 1E2. The transcript has 2 exons. The record is from RefSeq and is a predicted model, not a curated record. Lineage: Eukaryota; Viridiplantae; Streptophyta; Magnoliopsida; Ericales; Ericaceae. The coding region runs from base 76 to 654 and encodes 192 amino acids.
GCUUCCCUUCCCUUGUCUUUCUAUAUCCAUCUAUCUAUAUCUAGAGAGGUAUAUAUAUAUACAUUGUGAAUAUAUAUGAUGGAUACACAAAAUGGAAAUCAUGGAGAGGUGAUGAAGGAAGUGGGAAAAAGAAAAGUGAGUAUGAGUGAGGUGGGGUUGAGGUUUUUGGCAUUUUCACUGACUCUGGUGGCUGCAGUUUUGGUUGGAGUUGACAAGCAGACCAAGAUUGUUGCCAUACCUGUGGUUUCAACUCUCCCUCCCCUGAAUGUCCCUCUUACUGCCAAGUUCCAUUACUUCUCUGCCUUUGUGUACUUCGUGGUGGUAAAUGCCAUAGCAUGUGCAUAUGCUAUCAUCUCCUUGGUUCUCACAUUGGCCUCAAAUAAGGGUGGAAACAAAGGAUGCUUGGCACUGAUGAUAACCACGCUCGACCUUGUGAUGCUGGCACUGCUCUCCUCCGCCAGCGGAGCCACCGGAGGCAUCGGUCUCAUCGGCAUCAGAGGCAACUCCCACGUGCAGUGGAAGAAGGUGUGCAAUGUGUUCGACAAGUUCUGCCACCAGCUGCUCGCCGGCUUCGUCCUCUCCGUGCUUGGCUCGGCUAUUUUUCUUCUUCUACUUGUGAUUUCUGCUCGAAAGCUCCAGAAGAAACAUUACUAAGGAUGUGUAUGGUUCGAGUUGGAUCAUAGUUGUCAAAGAAAAAAAGAACAUAUCCUGAAUAAUCUGUCUGAGUUUCUCUUUCCUGCUUAAGUUGUCAUUUGGCAAGGGUUCUGUACUAAACCAAUUAGUUGUGGUAAUCUAUAUUGUUGUGUUACUUGGGAAA